This is a messenger RNA of Bipolaris maydis ATCC 48331, 1345 nucleotides long. NCBI's taxonomy places the organism in Eukaryota, Fungi, Ascomycota, Dothideomycetes, Pleosporales, Pleosporaceae. The record is from RefSeq and is a predicted model, not a curated record.
AUGCCCCCCUCAAACGACACUCCCCCAACUCCAGCCUACUUCCCCACCUCGCCCACCUCCCCCCUCCACCCCCCUUCCUCCCUCUACGCAGCCCUGCGCUCCCUCCCCCCUUCCUCCCUCACCACCAUCCACACCCACCUCAUCCCGCCACGCAGCGCCCACGCCUUCCGCGUCCCCGCCGGCACCCUCUUCCGGCUCUCUACGCCGCAGGGCCCGCAAGUCGGCGACCUGAACAUAUGGAACGCAGCCGAUCCGCGCGAGCGCUUCUGGGCCAGUCGCACGCGGCAGCUGCAGAGUAGUCAUGUGGGCGAGGGGGAUCGCCUGUGGAGUUGCUUGCCCUUUAUGCGCCCGCUUUGCGGGCUUGUCGAGGAUGGCUGUCGGCUUGGGGACAGACGCAGGGUUGGAGAUGCGGGCGAGGCUAAGGAACGGACGAGGUGGGGGGGUCGCUGUCAUGAUUUGUUGGGUACCAGGUGUGAUCCUUAUGUAUCCCAUAUGCUUACGGGCGCGAGCUACGAUUUCCACUGCCACUCGAACCUCGUGCGGGCUGUGCUGCCCUUUGGCCUCACCGAGUUUGACGUCCAUGACGUACUGAAUGUAUUUCAAGUCACUGGGCUGGACGACCAGGGCAGGUAUUUUAUGGAGGCUAGUCCGGCGACUGAGGAGAGCUUUAUCACGUUUUUUGCGGAGCAGGAUUUGCUGUGUGCGUUGAGUACGUGUCCUGGGGGGGAUUUGAGUGCGUGGGGGUGGCAUCAGGCCGAGGAAGGGAAAGAAGGAGAGGGUGAGACGUCAGCGCCGGAUAUGAAGAGUACAUGUCGGCCGAUUCGGGUCGAGGUGCUGGAGAUUGAGGAGGGGGUGAGAAGGGAGGUGUUGAAAGGGUGGAAAAGACCCGAGAAGAGUGGGUAUGCGGGUAUGCAUGGGAUGAGGAUUCCGACUGGGGAAGAGUAAAACAAAAAAGAAGAAGAAGACGAAAAAAAAAGAAGAGUUUUUGUUGAAUGGUGUUGGUUGGGUUGACCAAGAAAACUUUCUACAGCUUGACACCUCCGUGAAUCUUCCCCCCGUCAAGCACAAUCGUGUCACCGUUGACAUGGCUUCCUGCCCUGGAGCUCAGAAACACGACGGCGGCAGCAAUAUCCUCGGGCCUGCCUACCCGUCCGUUCGGAGUGGCCUUGCCCAGCGCCUCCUCUCCACCCGCCUUCUGCAUCACCACAUCCGUCAUCUUGCUCGCGAAGAAGCCCGGCGCAAUGCCCGUGACGAGAAUGUGGCGCGGUCCCAGCUCGACAGCCAGGUUACGCACAAGAUGCAACACUGCAGCUUUCGACACUGCGUACGAAAACGCGGCCGACUC